Molecule: messenger RNA, 990 nt
Organism: Ogataea angusta
Lineage: Eukaryota; Fungi; Ascomycota; Pichiomycetes; Pichiales; Pichiaceae
Exons: 2
Coding region: 1-990 (329 amino acids)
Biological process (GO): protein deubiquitination
Molecular function (GO): cysteine-type deubiquitinase activity
Source: RefSeq, a predicted model, not a curated record
AUGCCCAUCUUCCAGCACGAGCACGACGCGGAGAAACAGCGGCAGAUCGUGGCCGGGUCGCGGGCGCCGUGUUUCCGGGCCUCCACGGGGCUCAAGGGCUUUGUCAACAUGGGCUCCACCUGUUUCAUGAGCUCUGUUCUACAAACGCUGAUCCACAACCCGUUCAUCAGGGACUACUUUCUGGCCGGCAGCCACAGCGACUGCGGCAAGAUGGGCGCCGAGUGUCUCUCGUGCUCUGUGGCCGACAUCUUCCAGGACUUCUACUCGUCGCCCAGCGCGGCCGGCUACGGCCCCGUCUCGCUGCUGACGGCUGCCUGGAAGGUGAAACGGUCGCUGGCCGGGUACUCCGAGCAGGACGCGCACGAGUUCUGGCAGUUUCUGCUCCACCAGCUGCAUAAGAACGACACCAAGAAAUCCUCAUCGUAUAAAGAGCACACGCCGGUCCCGGGCGACCACCAGUCGCCGGCGCACGGCUCGUGCAACUGCAUUAUCCACCGCACCUUUGCCGGCGAGCUGCAGUCCUCCAUCAGACGGCUCCAAGACCGCCAUCCCGAGUCUGGAGGCCUGUCUGGACAUGUUCACGAAACCAGAGCAGCUCGACGCCACCUACAGCUGCUCCGCGUGCCAGAAACAGACCAAGGUCACCAAACAGCUCAAAAUCAAGAAACUGCCUCGGACUCUCGGCAUCCAGCUCAAACGGUUCGAGCAUCUCGCAACGUCCACCAAGAUAGACACACACGUGCAGAUCCCGCUCUUCCUCAACAUGUCCGACUACGUGCUGGGCGGCAACAGGCCGCACUACGGCCAGAACCUGUACGAGCUGUUUGCCGUGGUGUGCCACAUCGGGUCCGCCAGCACGGGCCACUACAUCUGCAUGGUGAAGGCGCGCACGGGGGCGUGGUUCAUGUUCAACGACGCUACGGUGACCAAGGUGUCUCAGCAGGACGUUCUCAACUCGCGUGCGUAUCUGCUCUACUACAUAAUCCAUGA